AUGGCUGGAGGGUCUAAUUUCAUUUGGAUCCCCCUGCUUCUCACCUGCAUAGUUCAAGCUUCUGACAACAAACAUGUUAAGAACUUCCCUCCGGAGGUCACUCCUUUAAUCCGUCACACAGGAAAUUCAGAGAUGGACCAAAUUUUUCGACAGAUCCCAAUAAGAAUACCAGAAGGAACUGAUCCCAGGAAUAUAAAUGUCACGUUAAUCACUGUCAAAACCUGUACUGAUAUGAAGGAACAUUUGAAAUUACUGAACAGCCAACUUCAGCUGACAACUCUCCGCAACACCCAACUAGAUGGGGAAGCCUUUGGGUUGACGAGGGAAGUCCGACAGCUGAAACUGCAGCUCGCCACGUGCAGUUCCACAGCCUCAGCUGUGACCGGCUCUUAUAAAACCCAUCUGCACAAUAAAAUGAAUCAGCUGCUGGAUUCAUUUGAUAGUGACACAUCUCUGAUUCUGAAAAUCAUUGCACUCACUAGGGAGGUGAAAAUAUUAAAGAAGAAGAUCAUGCUUUCUGCUAAUUCUACCGAAACUACUGAAAUCGGAGUGCUACAGAACAAGCUGCAAGAGAAGAUUAAUGAACUGAAUGGAAAGACGCGGCAAAUUGGAGGAAGCAACCCAAACGCAGCACUCAUUCUUCAGAUCGCGUCACUGCAAAACGACAUCUGGGAUUUAGAACAGGAGGAAUCGAGUGGAGGAGAUGCUAAUCUUCAGCAGCGCAUUGUCGCUCUACAAGAGGCACUGGACAGGAAGAUCGGUGAGCUGCGGGAAAAAGAAGACGCCAACUCAGCCGUACUGGAGCUGAUUUCUCUGCACAGUAAGACUGCAGCGACACAGAGACUCAUCAGUGUCCACAUUGCGAAAUCCAGAACUAAUGAUGCUGAUUACCAGAGGCAAAUGAGAAGAAGCAUUGAACUCCUUAAAAAGAAGAUUGUACAAUUGAAUCGAGAUGAAAAUAACGCAGAACUUACCAAGGAAAUUUUGAUUUUGCAGACUGAAGUGGAGCAUUUUAGACAGUUAUUGUUAAACACCAGAAAGAUAACUGAUGUCCGAAUUAAAGAGCUAAGAGUUGUUUUGGAGGAGGAGAAGAAAAAGCUAGAAAUCUUACAGAAAGAACUAGAGGAAACAGAGUAUGCCCAGUCACAACUGAUCAUCAAGAUCCUCAUCAUAAUGAAAGAUAUGAGAGAGCUGCAGAAUGAUGAGCAAGAGCAGACACCAACAAGCCAAGCCACCACUCUUCAGGCUCUGCUUCAAACCAAAGAAAGGGAAUAUGCCAAAGCUCAGGCUGACAUACAGGAGCUGCAGAGGAAACUGAACUUAAAGAGUGAACAAUGCUCUGGACUUGAGGAAAGAUAUACAAACGUAAAGGCUGAAUUGGACGUGAAGAUUGCAGAACUGAACAGAACCGGAGAAUCCAAACCAGCGCUCAUUCUGACCGUGAUAACCCUGUAUGAUGAGCAGAACACUCUGAGGGAUCUGAUCUCUACAACAAAAGACCCAGACAUUAUCCCACAGCUGCAGAGGCAGCUGGAGGAGAAGGAAGACGAAAUUAACUCCAAGACUGCAGACUUAGAGAGAGUGAUCGCCAACCCCAAAUUAAUUUUAGAAAUCAUUGAGCUGCAGAAUGAAAUCUGGGACCUUCAGAAAAAGGCUACCAAUGGGAACACAAGUAACCGUGUAAAAGAGUUGCAGGCCAGAGUGGACAACCUCCUCAGUGAAAUUGAUGGCAGCGGCGACGGAAACACAAAACUCUUGCUGAAAAUUGUGACACUGCAGAAUCAGGUGAAGCAGCUGCAGAGGCAGUUGUCAGACCUCCAGACGGUAAAAUCCAAUCAGCUAACCCAGCUCAGAAAUGAACUUACAACUAAGGAGGAGGAACUGCAGGCAUAUGUCAAUGAGCUCAAUGAGAAGAAUCAGACAAACGCCAGGUUGAUUCUGACAGUCACUGAUCUGCACAACCAACUUAGAAACCUAGAAGAAGAACGGCGCAAUGAUAACACAACAUCUUCUUUAACAAUGACUCAGCUGAGGGACCAACUGAGGGCAAAAAAGAUGGAGCACUCUCGUGAUAAGGCUGAAAUCAACACUCUUAAGAGUCAGCUUCAUGGUAAAGAAAUGGAAAAUGGCAUUGCUCGGGCUCAGCUCAGAGAGCUGCAGAGGAAACUGAAAUUAAAGAGUGAACAAUGCUCUGGACUUGAGGAAAGAUAUACAAACGUAAAGGCUGAAUUGGACGUGAAGAUUGCAGAACUGAACAGAACCGGAGAAUCCAAACCAGCGCUCAUUCUGACCGUGAUAACCCUGUAUGAUGAGCAGAACACUCUGAGGGAUCUGAUCUCUACAACAAAAGACCCAGACAUUAUCCCACAGCUGCAGAGGCAGCUGGAGGAGAAGGAAGACGAAAUUAACUCCAAGACUGCAGACUUAGAGAGAGUGAUCGCCAACCCCGAACAAGUUUUAAAAGUCAUUGAGCUGCAGAAUGAAAUCUGGGACCUUCAGAAAAAGGCUACCAAUGGGAACACAAGUAACCGUGUAAAAGAGUUGCAGGCCAGAGUGGACAACCUCCUCAGUGAAAUUGAUGGCAGCGGCGACGGAAACACAAAACUCUUGCUGAAAAUUGUGACACUGCAGAAUCAGGUGAAGCAGCUGCAGAGGCAGUUGUCAGACCUCCAGACGGUAAAAUCCAAUCAGGUAACCCAGCUCAGAAAUGAACUUACAACUAAGGAGGAGGAACUGCAGGCAUAUGUCAAUGAGCUCAAUGAGAAGAAUCAGACAAACGCCAGGUUGAUUCUGACAGUCACCGAUCUGCACAACCAACUCAGAAACCUACAAGAAGAAAAGCAAAAUCAGGGCACAAAACCCUCUGCUACAAUUACUAACCUAAGAGAACAACUGAGGAUAAAAGUGGAGCAGCACCUUCAUGAUCAGUAUGAGAUCAGAGCUCUGGAGAAUAAACUGAAUGAGACGGAGGCAUGGUGUUCUAGCUUUGAGCAGAAAAUUAAAGGUCUGCAGAAUGAUCUGGAUGAGAAAAUUAAGAAACUGCAGGCUAAAUCUGAGAGUGUCACUUCACUUGCUCUUCAGGUUUCUACAUUAACCCUGCAACAGGAGGAGCUAAAGAGACAACUACAAAACACUGAAUCCAAAGCCAGGAUAAAUGAGCUUCAAAAACAAAUAGAUCAAAACAAUAAAGAGUUGGCCAAAAAAACAGAGGAGCUGAAAUCAAGAAGCGCUCAACCACAAAGACUUCUACAGAUUAUCGCAAUACAAACAGAGAUAGAGAAAAUUGUGAAUGUGGCAGCAAAUGAAACAGAUUACAUUAAGGUUAGAGUGCUCCAAGAACAUUUGAAUAAUCUGAUUGAAGGAAUUCAAGAUGAAGAGGAUGAAAAUACCAAAUUGGUGUUUAAGAUCUUGACUCAGCAAGAUGAAAUAACAAGACUGAAGAAGCAAGAAGAGAGUCAGACGAAAGCUCUGUUAAAGAAAAUUAAAGAGCUGGAAGAUGAACUGAAGAUCAUCAGAAAACAGAUAGAAGAAAAGACACAGGUGCUGUACUCAAGUGAUGUGAGGGUUACUAAUCUGUCCUCCCAAAUUAUGGUACUUCACCAGAAAAUCAAACCAUUGGAAGAGGAAAUAUCAUACCUCAGGGAAACACAUGAUGAGAACCUUGCAGACCUUCAAAGGAGACUGAAUCUGACUAAGAGGCAACUGAAAGACAGUGAACUUCGACUUCAGCAAGCAGAUACAAAGAAUUUUGACUUGAUAAUGGAGAUCGCUGAUCUGACGGCACAACUGAAAAAGACUCAGAGAAAGGCAUCCAAAGCUACUGAUAAAAAUAUCAAUGAAUUGGAACAACAAGUUCAAACACAACAAAGAGAGAAUAGAAAACUGGAACACACAAACCAAGACUUAAAGCACGAGGUCAAGGAACUGAAAGAGUGCUGCAAUGAUGCCAACACCCACUGUGAAGAUUUACGAAGACAACUGCAAGAGAGCCAGGAGGACGCAGAUCGCCUGCACCAGCAGAAUAACAAACUGCUGGACGAUUACAAGAACCUGGAAAAGGAGAAGGCCAAACUUGAGGAUACUGUACUAGAUCUUCAAAACAAAAUAAAUGAUGUGGAAGACAGGACGAUCCAGACCAAUAAGAUUACCUUUGAUCCAGACACCGCACACCCAAGACUAGCUCUGUCUGCAGAUAAUACUGAGAUGUCCACUAGUGAGGAAUUACAAAACGUCCAGGACCAUCCAGACCGGUAUGAUGUGGUUCUUGCUGCCCUGGGCAAGACUGGCUUCUCAACUGGCAGACAUUACUGGGAGGUGUCUGUAGCUGGGAAGCUUUGUUACCACCUUGGGAUGGCCAGUGAAUCUGCUCCAAGAAGGGGACAAAUUACAUUCAGUACAACAAAUGGCUUCUGGACUAUAGUCCGGAGCAAACAGGGCCAGUACAGAGCUGCUGAUAGGAGAACUGUCACUAUUCCAGUUAAGACGCACCCUCUUACAUUAGGUAUUAUGCUGGACUACAAAAAGGGACAGAUCUCUUUUUACGAUGCUGGUGCCAGACACCAUAUGUACUCAUUUGUAGGUCAAAGGUUUACAGACAAAAUCUAUCCAUUUGUCAAUUUUUGUGUAGAGGAUAGUGAGAGUCAUACUCCAAUAGUUUUACUUACUCCUGGAUCAGUUGACUGGAUAAAAUAGGGAACUCUACAGGUUAAGUUUUUUCCUAUGGGUCAGAUAUUAUGUAGGUCAAUGCAAUGUAUGUAAUUUAUAAUCAUCUCAGCAGGUAAUAAAAUAAUCCCUGUAA
This is a messenger RNA of Xiphias gladius (swordfish), 4798 nucleotides long. Its product is annotated as interaptin. The record is from RefSeq and is a predicted model, not a curated record. Gene Ontology annotation, molecular function: protein binding. The coding region runs from base 1 to 4692 and encodes 1563 amino acids. The transcript has 55 exons. NCBI's taxonomy places the organism in Eukaryota, Metazoa, Chordata, Actinopteri, Istiophoriformes, Xiphiidae.